AUGUCGGAGGAACGUCCUGCGAAACGCAUCCGGAAAGGAACCAGGAGCUGCCAAGAGUGUCGAAACCGCAAGACUCGGUGCAUCUGGCCCUCCGACGAUGCGCAAGUCUGUCAGAGCUGCGCGACCAAAAACAGGACAUGUGAACUACAAGUUGAAGUCAUCCAAAGUCCGGACGCGGUCAAGUUGACGUCGCGAGCUCGAAUCGACGCACUGGAAAAGCAAGUCGGCGAUUUAUGGCAAGCACUCAACCAAGAACCACCGGUCCCGCUAGGCCAACAACAUCGACUCGCUCCUCUAACCAGAUCGACGACUCUUGAUGGUCAAGAGAGUCCUGAUUCUUCGAAUGCCUCCUCGCCAGCUAAUCCACCGGCACACCUGCUCCAUCUUUUCGAUAAUGACAUGCUGGAUACUAACGGCCAUGAAACUACUACGCCUUCCACCCGUCUAUCUACUUCUACCACCAUGUCCAAAGACUCGGCUUCUUUACUUGCCUUUUUACCCUCGCGUGAAGAUAUGGUCGUCAUAGCAGCGAACUCCGCUUCCUGGCUAUCGUGGUAUAAAGUCCUGUUCUCUUUGAACCUUGCCAUGGGUGCCGGACCUACGAUGCUCGAGAACUACGACAGGGUCAAGCGUUUCGAGAUGCAACCAGUACCCAUCGCCACUCUUCUACUGGCCGUGACAUUGACCGUCCAACAAGCCCAAGACGCAACGGACAUGCUGAGAAGCAUCCCUGAUCCGACUGCAUACAUCAAGAGCGUCUCCAACCUUGUGGAGAAGGUCGUGGUCUCGAACGAUGACCUUAUUGCAGAUCUCGAGGGAAUCCGGGGCGCCCUACUGUUUAUUAGACUUCAGCUCGGCCGAGCAAGGGUGAGAAAAACAUGGCUUACCCUGCGGCGAGUCAUUGCCGUCGCCGAGCUCAUCGGCUUGCCGAGAGCAGCCGCAACUCUCCAACGCAACUCAGAAUCGCAGUCUCACUCAGGGCAUGAACAGUGUGGAGCAUAUUGUGCAGAUGCACCUUCCGAACAGAGGGAAAAAGCCCAGGUUUGGGAGUCAAUCUGUGCAAUUGACAGAGUCAUGUCAAUGAUGUGGUCUCUACCUAUUGCUACUGCUAGCUUUCCUCUCCCCGUGAGACCCAUCAUUGACAGCCAGGGUCAAGUGGUCUUACAGGCAUUCCUCCACAGAGUCGCCAACAUUGCCAGUAAGGUUCUCGAUCUUGAUGGUGUAUACACCCAGGACAGACCUGUCUCUGAUCUACUCAGUAUGGUCAUGUCUAUGGAUGAAGAACUGCAAGCCGUGGCCAACACACCAGCAAGAGAGUGGUGGAUGGAGGCGCCAUCAAUUUUGACUCCAGCGGCACUCUUCCAGUACUGGCAUUCUUACUUGAUCAUUCGGACUCACCUCCGCCUAGCACUCGCUUAUGAUCAUGACCAGAGGUUUCUCUACAACUUCAUGUCUUGCUUGGGCGCUUGCCAAGUGCAAUGCAAGCGAUAUGUCACGUUACGAGCACUACUCCCAAAAGGGUUCUUCGCGCACUCCAUCGUCGACUUGCAAGCGUUGUCCGCCAUCGUGUUCUUGUUGCUAGCUGCAAACAAAUCCGCCGCGGGUCCAUCUGCCGCGGCUUCUUGGCAUAUCAUGGACGCUCAACAGUCUCGUGCCCUGGUUGAUGAAGCCGUCCAAACCAUGGAACAAGCUUCAGCUCGCACUGGUAGUCAGUCUGCUUUACAUGGAGUCGAGGCCAUCAAGGGGUUGCGGUCUCUGCUUGAGCAGCCGACUUCCGGCGAGCCACAAAAGGUCAGUCUGCUUCUUCCUCUGAUUGGAAGAAUUCAUGUAUCUCGCAAGUCUGCUGGGAGCGGUCAACCAAGAUAUCCGGAGCAAUCUCCUAGUGAUCCAAUUCGGCAGCCAUUUGGCGAAUAUGCGGUGGAUACGACGGGGUCCAACUAUCUGAGCCAUGAGUGGCUGAACACCUUGUCUUGUUCAAUGGAUGUGCCGGAAGACUUUGCAUUCCUCAGUGAUCCGACCUUCAGCACGGAACAAUGGUUAUCAUGGUCUAGCUGA
Molecule: messenger RNA, 2055 nt
Organism: Aureobasidium namibiae CBS 147.97
Lineage: Eukaryota; Fungi; Ascomycota; Dothideomycetes; Dothideales; Saccotheciaceae
Exons: 2
Coding region: 1-2055 (684 amino acids)
Biological process (GO): regulation of DNA-templated transcription
Molecular function (GO): DNA-binding transcription factor activity, RNA polymerase II-specific; zinc ion binding
Source: RefSeq, a predicted model, not a curated record